UGAAUAGGUUCAAUAAAGUAUUGCGUGUUAAUGCUGAGUUAACGUUUGACCAGGCUGGAUGGGGCAGUAGUGAUCACACUACAGUCGAAGGAGUUAAACAGGAACUCUUAAAGUCUCAUCCCUGAAGCUCAUCAUGGCACAUCCCACAAUGCACCUGCUGCUGCUCAGCCUCCUCAUCGCCACCGCUGCUGGGAAAGGCCUGGAGAAGGGACCACUGGAGAACAAGGUUCUAGACGUGCCAGAGGGGACACCUGUACCCUACGCCCUCUACCAGUUCCAAUCGUCCCACCUCGAGGUUGAUGGGUUCAGAUUGACAGGAGCGACUGAAGGAAAGAUCAGCAUCUCAGAGGACGGCUGGCUCUACCUGGAACAGACCCUGGACUGGGCCCACACACAGACACAUACUCUGGAGCUGGAGGCCUUAGUGGGUUCAGAACCAGUAGAAGGUCCAGUCAUCAUCACCAUCAACGUGUUGGAUGUCAACAACCACGCCCCGUCCUUCAACCAGACUGACUACAUUGGCAUCGUCAAGGAACGUACCCCCGCAGGUGUUCCAUUUGCGCGUGUGUUUGCUACUGACCUGGAUGACCCAGAGUCUCCCAACGCCCAUCUAAGUUACACCCUGGUCUCCCAGAUCCCCAACAGAGACAACACCCUGUUCUUCCAGAUCAACAGCAACACAGGAGAGAUUUCUACUACUGCCGAGGGAGAGCGUCUGCUGAAGGCCAGAGAAAGUGUUAUUCAUUCCAGAGGAGGGGACUUCAGUGAUUCUCUGAAGAAGAGGUUUGAUGACUACUGCACCCCCACAGGGGACAUCCCUUAUGAACUCAACCCCUUCUACAGCUGUGUGCAGAGAGCAGAGUCUCGGAGGCUGAACCCUCUGGAAGACCCAGACUUCACGCUGAUUGUUCGUGUGGAGGACAUGGGCGGGGAGUCGGUGAACGCUCUCAACGGUAACGCGAGGGUUAAAAUUGUCGUGCAGGAGAACCUGUGGGUCAAUCCUGGACCGAUCAACCUCAGAGAACAGUUGAAAGGGAUAUACCCCAUGCCCAUCGGCAAGGUCCAGUCUAAUGAUCCCAGUGCCUUCUACAGGCUGGUACAGAAAGAACGGGAGCUGACGUUCCCCUUCAAUGUCACGGAGGAAGGAGACAUUCUGCUGACUGAGGAGCUGGACAGAGAGGACAAGGCCAUGUACAUCCUGGUGGUGUUUGCUGAGGAUAGCUAUGGUAACCAGGUAGACCCUCCCCUGGAAGUGCAGGUGGUGGUGGACGAUGUGAAUGAUAACGCUCCAAUCUGUGAGGAGGAACUCAGUGUGUUUGAAGUGCAGGAGAAUGAACCCACAGGCAGCCCAGUCGGACAUCUGAUGGUGCAUGAUGCUGAUGAUGACAACACACCCAACGCACUGCUCUCCUAUUCGUUGGUGACCCAAACCCCUUCCUCCGUCUUUACCAUCGAUGGCAUCAGCGGCCGCAUCCAGGCCAAGCAGAUGCUCCAACGCAGAGAUGCAACAGAGUACCACCUCACUGUCAGAGUAAACGACCCAGGUUUCAGCACAGAAUGUAAGGUCCUCAUCAAGGUUAUCGACAUCAACAAUGAGCUGCCCAUCUUCGAGAUUAAUGACUAUGGUAGUCACAACCUGUCUGAAGACACAGCUCUAGGCCACACCCUCCUGACAGUGAAAGCCACAGACGCUGACGACCCUGGAACAGGAAGCUCCCGCAUCGAGUUCCACAUAACCGCUGGCAACGAAGAUGGAGUUUUCGCCAUGGAGACAGACGACAAUGGGGAGGGCAGGCUUGUUGUUGCUAAGCCUCUGAACUAUGAGACUGCUUCCUCCUAUAAGCUACAGAUUGAUGCUCGUAACCCAGAGCCGCUGGUGAGCGGUCUCGAGUACGGCGCUGAGUCGUCCGCCGUGGUCUCGGUGGCGAUCAGUGACGUUGAUGAGGCUCCAGUGUUUGACAUGGACAUUCUGGAUGUCACGGUGCCAGAGGACACCAAGGAGGGAGCUACGCUGCUCAAAAUAGACGCCAAGGACCCAGAGGGAAAAGAGAUACUGUUCAAGAUGGAGGGAGACACUAAGGGUUGGCUGGAGAUUGAUCCUGCUACUGGAGAGAUAAAGAUAAAGAAUAAAGCUGUGCUGGACAGAGAGACGGUGGAGGCCUUCCACUUUACUGUUGUCGCCUUCGAGAAAGCCAAUCCAGAGCUGUCCUCAGAGCGCGAGGUGUCUGUGAGGCUGCUGGAUGUGAAUGACAAUGUCCCCAAGCUGACAGAGAACCAGGCCUUCAUCUGUGUGAAGAAGCCCCAGCCUAUAGUCCUGACGGCCCUGGACGCGGACGCAGACCCCUUCGGAGCACCUUUCACAUUCAGCCUGGCCCAGGGCAAGAAGUCCCCCAACUGGGACCUAAGCGCUGUGGACGGUACGUCUGCUAAACUGACCCUGAAGAAAUCUCCCACCGAGGACAAAACCUUCCUAAUCCCCAUCAACAUCAAAGACAACGCUGGCAUGGGCAUCACACAGAAGUUUGAGGUGCGAGUGUGUAACUGCACAGAGCUGGGAUACUGUUUCACCGAGCCGGGCGUUCAUGCAGGGGUGUUAGGAAUGCCCACCACCAUCGGAAUCCUGGCUGGAACUGUCGGAUUCAUCGCCCUGGUCCUGAUCAUCGCUUUCCAUCGUAUAAAGAAGGACAACCAGAAGAAAGCCUUGCUGGGAGAAACGGACGCCAUUCUCUAGAAACAUAUGAGAUAGCAUGUGUUUGUUUAAUUGUUAUAUUUCUGAAGAACAGAUCUACUUUGAUUGGUUGUAUGCACGUUAUAAAUACUACCUGGUUUCGUCAUAAUCAUGCGCUCAUUGAGCUCAAUAACUUAUUUCCCUUGUCAGUGAAUUUUGUCUGUAUUUAGAAUUUAGACUGUCCCUUCUCAGCUAGUGUGUCUUGACUGGCUGUGCACUGUGUGUGACGGUUCAAACACUCCAUUUCAAGCUGCUUGCUGGAAUUGUGUAGUCUGUUGCUCAGAGACUUUAGUUCACCGUUUGCCCCUGACUGUUGUUUGUGGUUGAUACUGUCUUUAUACUGAUACUCCAUGAUGUUUUUUGAUGAGGCCUGAUAUUAGUGAAGAUGCUAGCUAGCCGAGGGUUAAAUUAGGACGGUUCCACCACUUUAGAAUGGGAGAAAGACUGCCUACAGUAAAGAGUAGAAAUGACCAUGGAAAAACAACUGAUGUUGGAGACAGUUCCAACACCUAAACAUCCCUCAAUUUAACCCUUAGUGUUAACUGUUUGACAAGCCCAGUGUAAAUGAGUGCCUGGUGAAUGUCUGUGUGUACCAAGGUUAUUAUAGUUUUGUGAUUUUCUAUUCAAUUUUAUUUCUAUUAGUUUUUCAAUUAAAAAAAUUAAUUCAGUUUAGUUUCCAUUCGGUUUUAGACUUGAUUUACUAGUUUUUAUUCUGUUUCAGUAGGAUAAAAAACAUAUUUAGUUUUUAUUCUGUUUCAGUAGGAUAAAAAACAUAUUUAGUUUUUAUUCUGUUUCAGUAGGAUAAAAAACAUAUUUAGUUUUUAUUCUGUUUCAGUAGGAUAAAAAACAUAUUUAGUUUUUAUUCUGUUUCAGUAGGAUAAAAAACAUAUUUAGUUUUUAUAUUAUUCAGUUGUAGUUUUGGUUUCAGUUUCAGUUGUAGUUUCAGUUUUGGUUUCAGUUUCAGUUGUAGUUUCAGUUGUAGUUUCAGUUUACUCAAUUGUUUUUCCAAUUUUUGUUUUUAAUUCAUUUUCAUUUCAGUUUUCGUUUACUAUUAUAACCUUGGUGUGUGCAACACAGUAAUGGAGAGAGGAGUGGGGAAAAUGUCUGUCUGAAUAAAGGCUAUCUGGACCUACU
This is a messenger RNA of Oncorhynchus mykiss (rainbow trout), 3862 nucleotides long. NCBI's taxonomy places the organism in Eukaryota, Metazoa, Chordata, Actinopteri, Salmoniformes, Salmonidae. The record is from RefSeq and is a predicted model, not a curated record.